CCGAGUGAUCAUACGAGGGGAAUUUAGCAAGCGUGACUGAACACACACUAUCACACAGGAUGAAAAGGACCACAGGUUGAAGAAUUCUUAUCCUGAAGCCCAAGAAACUGCUGCAAUCAUUUUAUUUAUAUAAGCAGUGACAAGGUUAUAAUACAUACAUAAAAUGGCAGGUACCAGCCAUUCUGAUAGUGGAGAUGUGUGCUCCAUAACCGAGAGCCCGAUUAUUGUACAACCUAAAUCUAUAGACAGUCCAGAUAUAAAUCAUAUCACACUAGACAGUGACUUUUCUGACGGAGAAGACGAUCUUACUCUAUCUCGGAAGGCCGCAUCGCAGAAGUCAGAGUCAGGGAAACUCUUAUUUUCCAAGAGAUUUAGAAGAAUAAGAGGACAUAAUGAUGAAGAAGAAGAUGAGGAAGAUCUGAAAGUGUCUCGUCAUUCCAGAAUGGAAGAUUUUCUGUCAGGGACGUGUAAAGCUGCAGAACAAGCGGAGGAGUUUGUCAAAAAAGUGUGGGCGGCGGGCUGGAGGGUCGUCCACCAUCACUCUCUCCCAGACUGGCUCCAGGACAACGACUUCCUUCACACGGGACACCGUCCUCCCACCAACUCAUUUCUUGUUUGUUUCAAAUCUAUAUUUAGAAUACACACAGAAACUGGAAACAUUUGGACACAUCUGUUAGGAAUGAUAGCUUUUAUUGGAAUAGCGAGUUACUUUCUAUCACGGCCAACAGUAGAAGUACAGUGGCAGGAAAAGGCUGUUUUUUCGGCAUUUUUUGCAGGAGCAAUUCUUUGUUUAGGAUUCUCAUGGAUUUUCCACACAGUGUUUUGUCACAGUGAGCGAAUUGGAAAACUUUUCAACAAGUUGGACUAUUGUGGCAUAGCUCUCCUGACUAUGGGCUCCUUUGUUCCAUGGCUAUAUUACAGUUUUUACUGUCGUCUAGGACCCAAGAUUGCCUACCUUGUACUAAUAUUUGUCCUUGGUACCUGCUGUAUUGUGGUUUCUCUGUGGGAUAAAUUUGCAGAACCAGAAUUCAGGGGAAUUAGGGCAGGUGUAUUUAUUGCCCUUGGACUAAGUGGUGUGGUUCCAGCCAUGCAUUACGUUAUUAUAGAGGGGUUUUAUCAUGCUAUCAACUUUGCGGCCUUAGGAUGGUUAUGUCUGAUGGCACUGCUGUAUAUUGUUGGAGCUCUGAUAUACGCCUUCAGAAUUCCUGAGAGAAUUUUCCCGGGGAAAUUUGAUAUUUGGUUUCAGAGUCACCAGAUCUUUCAUAUGUUCGUGUUGGCGGCUGCACUGGUCCAUUUUCAUGGCAUUUCCAAGAUUGCUAAUUACAGGCUAACGCUAGGGGAGUGUCUAGAUAGUGAAUUAAUAGAAUCAUAAGCUCCUAGUUAAAAGCAGAACUCCUUCACAGUGGUUUUGUUUUUGUCUUGUCCUUGAAUAUGAUUGGUGUGAUAAUUAUAUGAAAAUGUAAUUUUAGAAAGUCAUAAACACAUUUACAAAUUGAACGUUAGUUAUUUGUUGUAUUUGACAUACACGUAUAACAAAUUUGCAAUGAUAUAAAUUGUCAAACCAAUAUAAAAUUUUUGUAUUUAAAGACUAUUUCAGAAAUGCAUGUGCUUUACUUUCUACAUGGUGAAUAUAUUAUUAAUA
Molecule: messenger RNA, 1642 nt
Organism: Saccostrea echinata
Lineage: Eukaryota; Metazoa; Mollusca; Bivalvia; Ostreida; Ostreidae
Product: adiponectin receptor protein-like
Exons: 7
Coding region: 164-1372 (402 amino acids)
Biological process (GO): adiponectin-activated signaling pathway
Cellular component (GO): plasma membrane
Molecular function (GO): signaling receptor activity
Source: RefSeq, a predicted model, not a curated record